Messenger RNA from Anolis carolinensis (green anole), 1929 nucleotides. RefSeq names its product acetylserotonin O-methyltransferase. NCBI's taxonomy places the organism in Eukaryota, Metazoa, Chordata, Lepidosauria, Squamata, Anolidae. Gene Ontology annotation, molecular function: acetylserotonin O-methyltransferase activity. Gene Ontology annotation, biological process: methylation; melatonin biosynthetic process. The coding region runs from base 108 to 1145 and encodes 345 amino acids. The transcript is spliced from 8 exons. The record is from RefSeq and is a predicted model, not a curated record.
AGCAAUAAGAUUAGAUCAGAUUUCCUUGGGCCUUGAAGGAAGUGUUCUGCCCUGAGAAGCAGUCUUGAAAUUUAGCUGAGGGGGACAAGUCUGAAACUUGAAGCAGGAUGGCUUCUGCAGAAGAGAAUGAAAUUAUUAAAACUUUAUAUCAGCACCAGUUUGGAUUUUUCAUGUCAAAGAUUAUGUUUACAGCCUGUGAGUUGGGAGUUUUUGAUCUGCUUUUGGAGUCAAAAGAGCUCCUGAGUUCAGCAGUCAUCGCUGAACGCUUGGGCACCAGCCACAUAGGAAUGCAAAGGCUGCUGGAGGCCUGUGUGGUCUUAAAGUUACUAAGAAUGGAGAGGAAGGACAACGAAGGCCUUUUUGGAAAUACAGACCUUGCCAACCUCUGCCUUGCUAAAUCAAGCCCAAGGACCCAAUAUAAUUUCAUGAAGUUCCUAUCUGAUAUUGUUUAUCCAGGUUCACAAUAUUUGAUUGAUGCUAUAAGGGAAGGAAAAAACCAGAUUCAAUCUGUGUAUGCCAUUGCAUCAAACGACCCUUUUGAGUAUGUUUACAGUACAGAAGAAAGGCUGCAAAGAUUCUCCAGCGCUAUGGGUGAUGCCUGGAGCCUACAUGGUCAGGAACUGUUGUCUGCAUUUGAUCUUUCCUGUUUCCAAGUUGUUUGUGAUGUGGGAGGAGGAAAUGGUGCUUUAGCCAAAGAAUAUAUUUCGUUGUACCCAAAAGCUACUGUGACGAUUUUUGACUUACCUAAAGUAGUAGAAGGAGCAAAGAAAAAGUCUGUGUCCUCAGAAGAAUGCCGGAUUUCCUUCCAUGGAGGUGACUUCUUUAAAGAUCCAUUUCCUGAAGCUGAUCUGUAUAUUUUGGCCAGGACCUUGCAUGAUUGGGAUGAUGAUACAUGUGAGCAACUGCUAACUAAAAUAUACAAGGCCUGCAAACCUGGUGGUGGAGUGAUGGUAUUGGAAACAGUUAUCAAUGAAGACAGAACCGGACCUUUGGUAGGUCACAUACGUUCCAUAAUGAUGAUGCUUUUGUGUGACGGAAAAGAACGGACUCAAUCCGAGUUCAAUGCCCUCUUAAAUGCAGCUGGCUUCAAGGAGAUUCAGUCCAAGAAAAGAAAUAAUUAUGGUGCCAUUUGGGGAAGAAAAUAAUCCUGCCUCUGUUUCCUUUAUGUUCAGCACUUAAAAUGGAUGAUAAACCUGUGACUCUCCAUAUCUUCUUGGACUCCAGUUCCUAUCAGCCCCAGCCUUCUUAGCCAGUUGGGAGAGAUGAUUAGAGAAAUUAGUUCAUCAACAUGUAGAAUUGCAUUUGUUGCUGUAAUGAAGUAUGAGUCUUGUAUUCAUGUUUGUUGUGUUUAACUAUGCGCUUGUGGUUUGGUUAGGUAGGUAUGAGACGGCAGCAGCCAUUUUGUGGCUCUCCUCUGAGGCGGUUGCCAUGGAGAUGUGGGCGGAAUCAUCUGCCGAGGGGAGGAGAAGUGAAGAGGGUUUUUUUUUACAAAAGUGAAGUCAGUCUGUAGUCUGAUGAGGCACAGGGGAGAUUGAUUCCAGGUUGAUGGGAUCAAGGAGACUCAAUUGUUCAUUUUGAGUCGGUUUUAAAUAAGUUUGGUGACUUAUUUAAUGUAGCCUGUGUCUUGGAAAGGCACAGAAAAUCUGUGAUAGUAUAACAUGGGGGUGACUGUGGUUUGAAGUCACUGGAUAGUCCAAGUUUCAGACUUUGGGAACCAAUCCCAGCUGGACUCACAGAGAUCCGUUGAAGUAACAGUUGGAAAGGAACAGAGAAAGAAAUUUUAACUACUUUAAGUAAAAGAAGUGAUACUUUAGAGAGUUUGAUUCAUCUCAUUCUAGUAUUGUAACUGUUAAUAAGAAUAUCUCUAAGUGAAACAUCUUUUGUAACCACCAAGCUUGUGUCUGAAUAAACUUGAUAUUAUUCUUUCAA